AUCCCUGAUCACGAACAUGAAGCUGCUUCCCCUCCUCACAGCUGCGACCUGCUUCACGCCCCCAGCUCCCUCAUUCUUUGUACCACAAGUGAUGAAGUUUUUUUUCCAGAUCACAUGAGCCAGGAUGAAGGGGAAAAUCCUGCCAGGAACAGAGAUGGGCUGCGACCUGAACCUGAUCAAGGGGAGAUACAGACCAGUACCCUGAGAGCUAUAUAAGAAGGUGCUUGGCACAAGAGCAAACACUUUUUCAGAUGAAAGACUCCUAUGAAUCAGCCAUGCAUGUGAAUGAAGGCACCGUUUCAAGGAGGCUUGGAGCCACUAACAAAACUUUUUUGUAUUUCAUCAUCGCUACCCUUGUUGCAUUGCUCGUCUUUGCGUUAGCCACCGUCAUGGUAUUAGUUAUCCGGAGGACGGCAGCUGAUCCUGCCACAGAGGGCAGCACAGAACGGAUCCGCAAAGGGAACACCUCUGAAGACUACUUAAGAAUCCUACAGAAUGUCCCAGCCAAGGGAGCUGCUGCGUACAUGAGAGUGUCAAAUUCAGUAAACAGCUCGAAGCUGAGCUUGGCUGGGAAGGGUAUAUGUGACAACAUCCAGUGCAAGAGCGAGGAGCUGGUGAUCCGUGCAGAGGGCCUCUACCUGAUCUACUGCCACCUCAACCUCCGCUUUGCCAACUGUUCCCACAGCCCCACAGACCUCAAGAUAGAGCUCCUCGUCAACGACGAAGUCAACAGGCAGACGUUAUCCACGUGGUGUGCAUCAGACUCAUGCCAAGAAAAGAAUUUUAAGACCUUGUUCCAGCUCCAUUUGACGUACUUGAACGUGGAGGACCGGAUAUCAGUAACACUCAGCCAUCCUAAAUUCCUGAAUGAAAUUCACCUUCCCAACGAUAAUGUGCUCGGGGUCUUGAGGUACAGCGAUGAGAUGUGAGGAGCUCUCUGACUCCCCACUGCUGCACAGACUUUCUCUGUCUUCCUCUGAUGACGGCAGCCUGCUUUUACUAGGCUACACCUUGUUUUACAUUUCCUGUCUUACCUCAUCGCUAUGGUAAAUGAGGAACUUUGUGUCCCAGAACGAAAUCUUAAAACACUGCAAUGCACACCUGGCAGACGUCAGGUUGCUCUGGUUUGGUGGCGGUAGGGUUGCUGUUGGACAGCAGAUCCAGCAGCACAGAUGUGGCAGCAGGUCCUCCAAGCAGUGCAGUGCAAACACAGCCCGAAAUGCAACCAGAUUAUGGGAAGAGCACACAUUACAAGACUUCUUGACUAAAGCACUGCUGGCAGAUUGCCUGUGCUCAGGAGAUGGGGAAAUCCUUUUGAUCUGAAUUUUAUGGAACAGUAUUUUGACACGGUUGUUCCAAAAAACCUAACAACCAACGCUUGUAAUUAAGGCUUUCCUUUCAACUGGAGCAUGCAACCACAACUCUGCAGUGAGUUUAUGGGUAGAUCAUACUAAGGACAGAGGAAAUUGCUCACUCCCAGGCUGGUAGCUAAAACUCUGGGACAGAGUGUAGGAGAGUGGGGACUCACCAAACAUUUCUGUGCUGCAUUCUGCUACAAACUUUAUGCAGUUUAGUUCCAAGUGUUUUCCUUUUCACUAUUUAUCCAUCUUCUCUAUUUAAAAUUAAGCUCUUCGGGGCAUGAGCCUUUGUAUAUGCACCAUGUUCAGCCUCUGUUCUCACCUGGAACUUCUAGGCCUUUCCAUAAUUAAUAUUAAAAAAUGAUCUUCUUGUGCCACAUGACAAAGGAGUUUGUUAUGAUACUUUUCCCCCAAAUUGUGCCCUGCCUGUGUGGCAGUUCCCUGAGUGACACAACAGCACAGUGCUGUGUGAACACAUCCCAACAUCUGAACUGUUGGAAAAUCCAGGAUUUAGAUCUGAGGUUCCAACUUUCCAAGGAUGAUUUCAGAGCUCAGCUACGAGCUGCAGCGUUCAGACAGUCCAGAUUUCAUUUGAUCUUCUUUGAGUUAUGAGGUAGUGAAUGAUGGAAGCAACGUCAGGCCCUCGUACUCCGUGAAUUUCAGUAACACAGGAUUUUAUUGAAAAUCUGAUUCUCACCAUGAGAGAAUGUAGGAAAAAGUUGCCAAGGAUUCAGGCUUUCCUCUUCUCCCUUCAUCACCGGGGUUGUGCUGCGGCCAGUUGUUGUUGGCAUUCAGCUUUUUCCCUUGGGGGCUGUUUAUCCUUCCUUUCACAUGACUAAGACUGGGUGAACUGUUCACACCAAAACGUUUAGUCAUGGAUUUAGCUUAGAAAUGAGUUUCUGGCUUCCAAAACUCCGGAAAUCUUUUAUUGUUCAGACUUAUCUGAUGAUCAGUUUGUGUGAGCAUAUGCUUCUCAUGGAAGUAAUUUUUUUACUUGUGAUAUUUCCUGCUACAUUCUUGAGGGUUCAAUCCAUGAACCAGGUGAUUUCAAAACGCGACAAACCUUUCAAAGGGUCAGGAAUAGCCAGGCUGACUCACUGCUAUGGAUAUCUACUUUCUGUUUUGAUAAACACUGACGAAAACAAAAAUUCCUUCUGCUGUUAAUGACCAAAGAAAAAA
Molecule: messenger RNA, 2537 nt
Organism: Lagopus leucura (white-tailed ptarmigan)
Lineage: Eukaryota; Metazoa; Chordata; Aves; Galliformes; Phasianidae
Gene: TNFSF8
Product: TNF superfamily member 8
Exons: 4
Coding region: 252-929 (225 amino acids)
Biological process (GO): CD8-positive, alpha-beta T cell differentiation; immune response
Cellular component (GO): membrane
Molecular function (GO): tumor necrosis factor receptor binding
Source: RefSeq, a predicted model, not a curated record